UAACAACAAAAUUAUAGCACCCGUUAAUAUAAUAUGCGGGAAACUAUUCAGACACAAUUAUGAGAAGAUUAUGGAGUUACACAUAUGUAAAUGAGGGAGGAAAAAUAUGGAAAGGAUGACUGUGUAAGGUACCACACCUAUUGCUGAGAGUAUAUAAGUGCCCCAGUCUAGAAGAUGACAUUAAAACUCAGAGAGUCUUCUCGCUGUAACUCAGCUGAACUCACAUCUCCUGUCACCAUGUCUUACAGCUGCUGCUCUGGAAAGUUCUCCUCCCGCUCUCUGGGUGGCUGUGUGCGCUUUUCCUCCCCCAGCCACCUGGUCUACAGCACUGGUCUCUGCUCUCCAAGCACCUGUCAGCUGGGCUCCUCUCUCUACAGGGGCUGUAAACCCAGCAGCUACCAGCCCUCCUGCGUGGUGUCCAUCCCCUGCCAGACAUCCUGGUACCAGCCAAGGACCUCCACGCUCUGCAGUCCCUGCCAGAUGACUAACACUGCGUCUCUGGGCUUUGGCUCCAGGCGCGGCUGCUUCCUGAAUUAUGGAUCCAGAAGCUGUUACUCGCUGGGCUGUGGAUCCAGGGGCUUCAGGCCUUUGGGUUAUGGAGUCUGUGGUUUCCCUUCCCUGGGCUAUGAGUUCAGAUUCUGCCGCCCAACAUAUUUUCCUUUUAGGAGUUUCCAGUCAUCUUGUUACUGACCAAUCUAUAGAUCUGGCUUCUACAGAUUAAUGUG
Messenger RNA from Loxodonta africana (African savanna elephant), 725 nucleotides. Its product is annotated as keratin-associated protein 13-1-like. The transcript has a single exon. Bases 175 to 690 code for a protein of 171 amino acids. NCBI's taxonomy places the organism in Eukaryota, Metazoa, Chordata, Mammalia, Proboscidea, Elephantidae. The record is from RefSeq and is a predicted model, not a curated record.